AUGGCGGGUAAAUACGGUACCAGCUAUGGUGCCUCCCUCUGGAAGAUGGUGAAGAAGAUUGAAAUCAGCCAGCAUGCCAAGUACACCUGCUCCUUCUGUGGCAAAACCAAGAUGAAGAGGCAUGCCGUGGGCAUCUGGCACUGUGGCUCCUGCAUCAAGACAGUGGCGGGGGGGCGGGGGCCUGGAUCACUGUCCGGAGAUUCUGGGAGCAGACCCUGGGUCGCUGGGGUCAGCCCCGAGUCUACAGGCGGCAGGAAUGCGGGUGUGCCUGCCAACAGGCCUGAGGGCUCCCAUCCCCAGCUGCUGCCUACCCUUGUGCCAGCUGUCCCCAAGAAAGUCAUCAUGAUGCCUUUCGGUCAGAAGAGUGUCCCUGCCAAGGUUGAGGGAGACCAUCAGGCCCAAGAAGAAGCUGCUGGGUUUCUCGUGCUUGGAGAAGGGGAGGCCCUUGCUGCUGGUUCCUCCUCUUCCUCUGCUCCGGUAGCAGCAGCCCACGAGAAGGAGGUUGCUGCUGGAUCCGGGAGUCCUCCUGGGAGUCCUCCCGGGAGUCCCCACAGAGCCUCUUCCCCUGCUACCAGCUCACCUGCACUUACCCAGUCUGAGGAGAGCUCCAGCAGCCAAGACGAGGCUGGCCCAAGCCCCUGGCAGUGCCUGCAAGACCCAGAGUCCUUGUUCCAAGGGGCACUGGAGGAGAAGAUGGCUGACUUGGUACGUCUCCUCCUCCUUAAAUAUCGGUUGAAGGAGCCGAUCACCAAGGCAGAGAUGCUGUCCCAUGUGACCAAAGAGUACGAAGCAUACUUCCCUUUCAUGUUCAGGAAGGUGUCUGAGUGCAUCCAGGUGGCCCUGGGCAUACACGUAAAGCAAGUCGACCCCGUUCGUCAGUGCUAUGUGCUCGAAACCGCCCUGGGCCUCACCUACAAUGGGAUGCAGGAUCAUGACAGGAGCAUGCCCAAGACUAGCUUCCUGAUCAUGGUCCUGGGCCUGAUCUUCUCGAACGGCAACCGUGUCUCUGAGGAGGAGCUGUGGGAAGCACUGAGUGUGUUAGAAAUAUAUGAUGGUAGGGAGCACUACAUCUACGGGGAGCCCCGGCGGCUCCUCACUGAAGAGUGGGUGCGGGAAAGGUACAUUGAGUACCGACAGGUGCCCUGCAGUGAGCCUGCUCGCUAUGAGUUCCUGUGGGGUCCCAGGACCCGUGCUGAAACCACCAAGAUGAGAGUCCUGCAGUACCUGGCCAGGUACUAUUCUGUGGAGCCCGAAUCCUAUGCAUCUCUGUAUCUAGAGGCUUUGAGAGAGGAGAACCAGAGGGCCCAACUGGGAGAUGCAGCCUGA
Messenger RNA from Ochotona curzoniae (black-lipped pika), 1326 nucleotides. Its product is annotated as melanoma-associated antigen 8-like. Bases 1 to 1326 code for a protein of 441 amino acids. NCBI's taxonomy places the organism in Eukaryota, Metazoa, Chordata, Mammalia, Lagomorpha, Ochotonidae. Gene Ontology annotation, biological process: translation; negative regulation of transcription by RNA polymerase II. The record is from RefSeq and is a predicted model, not a curated record. Gene Ontology annotation, molecular function: structural constituent of ribosome. Gene Ontology annotation, cellular component: ribosome; nucleus. The transcript has 5 exons.